Sordaria macrospora k-hell is the source of this 888-nucleotide messenger RNA. RefSeq lists its product as uncharacterized. Gene Ontology annotation, molecular function: hydrolase activity. NCBI's taxonomy places the organism in Eukaryota, Fungi, Ascomycota, Sordariomycetes, Sordariales, Sordariaceae. The record is from RefSeq and is a predicted model, not a curated record.
AUGUUGAUCAAGGAGAGCUACGCGGACGUCAAGACCUCUGCCAAUGGCAAGGAGUCGACGAUGAGAAUCUUCCUCUUCCACCCAACCAUUGCCGGAUAUCCCAAUGCGCGCUUCCCCGGAGUUGCCCUCUUCAGCGAAAUCUACCAAGUGACCGGCCCCGUUGCCCGCUUCGCCCGCCAAAUCGCCGGUCAAGGCUACAUCGUCGCCGCCCCGAGCAGCUAUCACGACUUUACCGGCCCCGAGCCUCUCGCCUACGAUGUUCCCGGCACCGAUCAAGGCAACGAGUGGAAGGUAGUCAAGACUUUAGACUCGUACGAUGAGGACUCGCGCAGCACGGUCGACUACCUCCUGUCUCUGCCGACCUGCACCGGGCGCAUUGGCGCGACGGGCAUGUGCCUGGGAGGACAUCUUGCCUUGAGAGCUGCUCUCGACCCUCGUAUAACCGCCGCCAUUCCCUACUUCGGCACCGACAUCCACUCGCGCACCCUCGGCCCCAACGAUGGUCCCAAUACCUCCCCUACCGCUCCCGCUCCUCGCCCUGACUCGACAACCGCGUCCGGUUUCGUUGCUCCUCACACCAUCGACCAGUUCGAGAAGCUCCAGCACUGCGAAGUAGCCUUGAUCUUUGGCAUCAAGGAUACACACGUGCCCGACGCCGGUCGUGAUCUGAUCCGCGCCAAGCUCAGAGAAGCCGGAGUGACAUUCAGCUUCUACGAGUUCGCGUGGGCGCAGCAUGCGUUCAUCAGGGACGAGUUGAGCAAGGGACGGUACGAUCCAGCCAUCACCAAGGUCUGCUUCGAGGUAUUGUUGGAGACUUUUGGACGGGUGUUGAAGACGGACCUGGGUCAGGGAACGGGGGAGAAGGAGGAGGUGGAGCACGUCUGUUAG